ACGCGAGAGUCGCGUCGCGUCGCGCCUCCCCUUCCGCCGUCUUUCGUUCGAUUCUGUUUCGCUUCGCCUCGGUGAGGUGGUGCGCGAGCGCGCGCGGAGGAGGGAGGGAGGGAGAGGGAGCCCUAGGGUGAAGAGGAGAGGAGGCGGUGGUGAUGAUGGCGAGCCGGGGAGGCGGGGUGGUGGCGGACCCGAGCAGCCCGAGCGCGGCGCGAUGGUGGGGCGAGGAGGACGCGGGGGCGGGGAAGGUGAAGCUGAUGUGCAGCUUCGGGGGCCGGAUCACGCCGAGGCCCGGGGACGGGGCGCUGCGGUACGUGGGCGGCCAGACGCGGCUCAUCUCCAUCCCGCGCGCCGCCUCCUUCGGGGAGCUCCUGCGGAAGGUGGAGGCGGCGGACGAGGCCGCCGCUGUCUCCGGCGGGGUGCUCGUCAAGUACCAGCUCCCCGGGGAGGACCUCGACUCGCUCAUCUCCGUGUCGAGCCCCGAGGACUACGACAACAUGAUGGAGGAGUACGAGAAGCUGGCCGCAGCCACACCCGACGGUUCCACUAAGCUCCGGGUGUUCCUGUUCCCGGCGUCCGGGAGCGAGUCCUCGGCGACCGGCUCCGGCUCACACCUCACCGCCGCCGUGAACGAGUCCGGGCAGCGGUACAUCGACGCCAUCAACUGCGUCUCCGCGGAGGCCGUCGUCGCGGCCAUGCGGCGUAAGGACAGCGUCGCCAGCGCCGGGUCAUCGGCGCAUAACCCCGAGGCCUCCGAGUACAGCGGCCUUGCGGAAGGUAUGUCGCCGCCGGCCGUGCCGCUGCCUGCUUCCGUUGCAACUGAAUUUUCCUAUUCAGGUGGAGCCCAUUACCAUAGUGCUUUCCCGGAGUCGGUGGGGUUCACUGCCGUCACGAUGUCGGCUCCGGCGGUGGGCCUCCCGGCGCAAAAUCCAAUCUUGGUUAGGGCAGAGCCACCAACGCGGCAGCCUCACCAAGUUGCUGCUUCUUAUGCGGCAUUGCAUCAGCCGCCUCAAGUUGCUUCUUAUACGCCGCCGCCGCAGCCUCAAGUUGCCACUUACGUGCCGCACCAGCAGCCUCAGGUUGCUUCUUAUGUGCAGCAGAUGCCUCAGUCGUAUAUAGAGCCGAAGCAAGUUCAAUACAUCAACGCUCAACAAUUUAGUGUGCAUGGUGUGCCGCAAUCUGCCAAUUUUGUGCCUAUGCAAGUGAGCCAGUUUGUGCCCAGCAUUCCAGUUACGAGUUCUAUGGCGACAGCUGCUGCUCAAGUCGGUACGUUGAGGCCUUUUUCUGCAGGUGCAGAACCUGUUCUGGAGAAUAUGCAUUUCACAAGGCCAGUGCAAGCUCCGGUCGAUCAGAACUACCGGGUGCUGCAGACGCCACUGUCACAGCUUCCUCCUUUGCCUUCUGUGCAUUUGCAGACAAGUGAUGCACGGAGAUACAGUGUUCAGCCAGUGGUGACAACCACAAUAAGCACGCCAGUGGUGAUGAGUUCAGGGACAAUUCCUGUGGUGGUUAGCUCGGCCACUGUUCCAUCAAUGAGGUAUGAUGAUUGCACAAUGUGCCAGAAAGCAUUGCCACACGCCCAUUCGGAUAACAUGAUCCAGGAGCAGGGAAAUCCUCGUGCAGUGAGCAACCCUGAGGCCGCUCCAAUAUUUUACAGCCUGCAUCAAGAUAGUGCAUCCAACAAAUCUAGUCCAGGGGCAAGCUCAGGAACUCCUGCUAAUUAUGUGGCAGAACCAAGAGCUGAGAACACAGCAGGGAAGGUGCAAUUUGAGCCAACACCUCCUGCCAGAAGACCUGUAGUCCAGGCAACUUCAUCGCCAGAUACAGGUGUGCUGGUUCAACCCACCAUGGUUGCUUUACCAGUUUCUGGUGCACCUGCUCCAAAUGGAGUAUUUGUGGGUCAUCCUCCACAGUCCCGGGCUGAAGACCCUGUCAGGUACCAGCAGCAACCGUACUCUUAUAGCAUGCAACAAUCACAAGUUCCAGUGAAUUGCCCACUAGGGAUUGAUGCCAGAGCAUAUAAGAAUCCAAAUCAUCCAGUAGUGGAGCCGCUUAGAGAAUAUGCUCGUGAUCUUCAUCAUGAUUAUGCUAGAGCUAUCGAUGCCCGAAUGCAAGCAGUUCAUUUGGGUCCUAUUGCCCCUCCAGAAUCUAGUGUGCAAGGAAAGCCUGAUAGUCCUCAUGGUGCCAUUGAUGCUGUGAAAGUUGAGAAGCCACCUGUGAAUGUUGAUGGUAAUUCUAUCUACAAAUCUCAAGCUGGAGGGUAUCAUAUGGGGAUUACAAAUGCCUUUACUGCUCCUGCUUUGAUCCAAGAGGACAACCUUGCGAGGCAUAAUGAACAACCACCACCUGCUUUUGAUGUUGGCGCACAAAAUGUUCAUCCUAACAUAAGCCAGCAUCCACUCAAUGUGCCUGUCCCGAAUAACCUCAGAGUGCCCAUUGAACCACCUGUUUCUAAUGAAAGAUUUCCUGUGAGACCACCUUAUUCUGGUGCUCAGGUUCCUACUGGGCCGCCUCCACAGCAUCCUAGGGAAAUGCUGAAACACAUGGUUUCUGCUCCCCCUAAUGGCAGUCGUAAAAUCCCAUUGCAGGGUACUGCUGGUAUUGAUCGUGUUGAAGCUGCACGUGAACCAGCUUACACAGAUUCACUUUUCUCAAACCAGGAUCCUUGGAAAGCAGUGGGAAAUGCUUCUUUAGUGCCUCCAAGACCGAACAAGUUAGCUAAGGAGCCUGCUGUUUCUGGAGAUCAAUACGUGGAUGGCCAUUUGCCUGAUAUCAACACAAAUGCUGCCAUACUCUUAGAAGAAGGCAAUCUUUCACACGUUCGGGACCCAAGUUUUAAGGAUAUCCACACAGUUAAAUUGAACAAAGGAUUUGGAGAAGAAAAUGUUAAGCGACAAUUACAAGUUGUUGCUGAAGGGGUGGCAGCGUCAGUUCUUCAGUCACCCUCUCCUGAAAAACCUGCUGCAUUCUCUGGGGAUCACGUAGAUUCACAAGGAGAAGUAGUUGAUGCAAAAGUUCAGGAUGAGGGGAACAAUCAGUUAGACAAAACAAGCCAAGGAGUUCAAGUUUUAGAUGACAUCGAUAACCUUCAGAUAAUAAAGAACAGUGAUCUUGAAGAAUUGCGUGAACUUGGUUCUGGGACCUUUGGUACUGUUUACCAUGGAAAAUGGAGAGGAUCUGAUGUCGCUAUAAAGAGAAUCAAUGACCGAUGCUUUGUUGGGAAGGCAUCUGAGCAAGAACGCAUGAGAACUGAUUUCUGGAAUGAAGCAGGCAAGCUAGCAUCUUUGCACCAUCCAAAUGUUGUAGCCUUUUAUGGUGUUGUUCUAGAUGGACCUGGUGGAUCUGUCGCAACGGUAACCGAGUACAUGGCUAAUGGUUCACUCCAACAAGCAUUGCAAAGACACGAAAACAGGAUAUUCGAUCGGCGUAGGCAUCUACUAAUUGCAAUGGAUGUUGCAUUUGGAAUGGAAUAUUUGCAUGGGAAAAAUAUUGUGCAUUUUGACUUGAAGAGUGACAAUCUGCUCGUCAACCUAAGAGAUCCUCAACGCCCUAUAUGCAAGGUUGGUGAUUUGGGCUUAUCCAAGGUUAAAUGCCAGACGCUGAUCUCCGGUGGAGUGCGAGGAACACUUCCUUGGAUGGCCCCUGAGCUGUUGAAUGGCAGCAGCAGCCUUGUUUCUGAGAAGGUCGAUGUUUUCUCAUUUGGAAUUGUGAUGUGGGAACUACUUACUGGUGAGGAGCCUUAUGCCGAGUUGCACUAUGGCACCAUUAUAGGUGGGAUCGUGAACAACACGCUGCGACCCCCCGUGCCUGAAUCCUGCGAUCCCCAGUGGAGGUCGUUGAUGGAGCAGUGCUGGUCGUCCGAACCGUCAGAACGGCCGAGCUUCACGGAGAUCGGCAAUAGCCUGCGUGCCAUGGCAGCGUCUCCUACCAAGGCGCAACAACAGAAAUAGAUGCCGUGGCUCUCGUCCUUGCGUUCAGUGGCCUGUCUUCUCUGCAACCUGGGAGGUAUCAUGGCUGGUUGGCUUUUGUACAUGAAUAAGGUAAGGAUAAGAGAACAUGACAUGCUUAUAGAGUCGGUGGAUGCUUGAUGCUUCUUUUCGUGCUUCCCACAUAGGCCAUGGCAAUGUAAGAGUGGACCGUGAACAUGUACAUAAGGUGUUAUAGCAGCAGCUGGUGAAUCUCAUGUACUCGUGCCAUCAUUGCACCCUCGUGCUCAUGGUUUAUAUCGAUUCUGGCCGUUUUGACA
Messenger RNA from Phragmites australis (common reed), 4243 nucleotides. RefSeq lists its product as uncharacterized. The record is from RefSeq and is a predicted model, not a curated record. Gene Ontology annotation, molecular function: protein binding; protein kinase activity; ATP binding. Bases 153 to 3947 code for a protein of 1264 amino acids. Gene Ontology annotation, cellular component: cytoplasm. Lineage: Eukaryota; Viridiplantae; Streptophyta; Magnoliopsida; Poales; Poaceae. The transcript is spliced from 9 exons. Gene Ontology annotation, biological process: signal transduction; protein phosphorylation.